AUGAAAUACUUCAAAACGAUGGAAGACUAUCUCAACGUCAUAUCUGUAUGCAAAAAGUUUCAAGAUAGUCUCUUAAAGUUUCACUUUAACCCAAUACCUAUUACUAGUAAAACAAAGAGACUCUUUCCAAAAAUAGAAACACAAUAUAUGUACAACAAAGAGGAUCUUAAGUUACCAAAAGUUGCUUAUAUAGUGGACUACAUUUCAUAUACAUACAAAGAAACUCUUGUCGACCUUCCAUAUCAGAAAGUUGUAUAUAAAAAUGCCGUCUUUUCAAAUAGAGAUAUGGAGAUGUAUAAAAAGACUCACCCAACCAGUUUAGAGCAUUACUACAUCAAACACUUUAAACUCCCAAAAAGUGUCAGUGGUAUUGGACAAAAUGCUUUAAUUGAAGAAACAAAAAUUGUUGAUAUGAAAUUUCACGAUUCACUCAAAUUUGUUGGUCAACAGGCUUUUGAGGGUUUAUCAAAUUUGCAGACGUUGACUCUCCCAAACUCAGUGACGUCUCUUGGAGAAUUUUUGUGUUAUAAUUGUGUAAAUUUGAAAAUAGUGAAAUUGCCUUUGUAUUUACAAGUCAUACCUUCUUCUUGUUUUGGGUUGUGUUCUUCACUUGAGACUAUUGAAAUACCAGAUUUUGUCACAGAAAUAGGAAGAUGUGCAUUUUUCUCAUGUAGAAGUCUUGCUACUAUCGGCGUUCCCAAAUCAGUUGUAUGUGUUGGGGAAUUUGCUUUCAUGAAUUGCAACACACUGAAUGAACUCAGAUUUUCAAAGAAAUUAAAUUUUGUUGGAAAAGGAGUGUUUUUAAAAUGUUCCAGUCUGGUUCGACUUAAAAUGCCAAAGGAAAGAAUUUUAUCUUGUCUUCAAAUACCAGAUAAUUGUGUUGUUGAUACAAUGUACAAUUAA
This is a messenger RNA of Entamoeba invadens IP1, 903 nucleotides long. RefSeq lists its product as hypothetical. NCBI's taxonomy places the organism in Eukaryota, Evosea, Mastigamoebida, Endamoebidae. The record is from RefSeq and is a predicted model, not a curated record. The transcript has a single exon. Bases 1 to 903 code for a protein of 300 amino acids.